AUGGCGCACAAGCAGAGAGAACCAUACUCGGGCAAGAACCCCGUACCGGUCAUAGCCACCAAGCUCACCUCCCUUAUUUCGCCCGAGAAGGCUACGGAUGCCAAAGCGAAACAACUGCAGGAUUCCAGCGCGCGUCGAGAAGCUAAGGACACGCGGAAGACGGCAGACAAAUUGGCUAAGGGUCAUGUCAUGCACGUCAAGGACCCAACGACCGGGGAGGAGCUCGACAUUUGCAACGCGGACGAGGAGCCAGACACGCGCUCGAAAGGAGAGAAUGUUCUGCAUAACGAUUUCUCCCCUCCAGACUGGCAAGCGCAUCGCGACCACGUCCUCUCCAUCGCGAACCCCUCCGUCGUCUACACCUCCCUCGCCUUCCUCGCAUCCUUUCUCCUCUCCAUCAUACUCCCUUCCUGGCACUGGCGCGUACUCCUCGCCCUGCCCCCAGCACUCAUCAGCUAUGUCCUCCUCUUCCGCUUGAACCACGCCGCCGAGGCGGACUUCGAGCAGCGCGUCUGGCACUCGGAGCGCAUGCGCGGACUUGCGGCGGGCUCGGACGUCGACCACGACGGGAAUGUGACGGACGAGGAGCGGACGAAGGAGAGCGCGGAGUGGGCGAACGCGGUCGUGCGCGGCCUCUGGCCGAUCAUCAACACGGACCUGUUCAGCUCGUUGAUUGAUAUGCUGGAGGACAUCAUGCAGUCGUCCGCCCCGACGUUCAUUGUAUGUAUUCCUCAGUGCAAUCCUGCAUCGCUCACGAUCGGGCGACAGCACUCCGUGCGGAUCGCGGACAUGGGCCUUGGGUCAAACGCAGGCCGUGUCACUUCUAUCCGCUCCCUCGCAGACGUGUACGGCGGCGAAGGCGCAAAUGGCGAGCAUAAGGACAGCAUUGAGGGUCUCGGCAUCGAUGUCGACACUAUCACACCGGAAGACCGCGACGCGCUCGAUGGGGACCACAUCAACCUCGAAGUGUCGUUUGCCUACCAGGGCCUGCCGAGCGGGAAGACGGCUCAGAGCAAGGCUCAGAAUAUACACUUGAUGGUUGAGUUCUUUCUAGGUUUGAAGAACUUGUGGGGCUUCCGAAUCCCCGUAUGGGUCGAGAUUACUGGCGCAGUAGGUACUGCCCGCACUCGCCUCCAGCUAAUCCCGGACCCGCCUUUUGUGAAGACGACCAUUGUCACCCUGAUGGGCCUGCCCCGAAUCACGAUCUCCGUGGUGCCUAUGAGCAGAGCGUUGCCGAACAUCAUGAACCUACCCUUCAUCUCUGGUUUCAUCUCGAGCGCUAUCGACACCGCUGCGGCCGAGUACGUCGCCCCCAAGAGCUUGACCUUGGACCUCCAGCGUCUCAUUUCUGGCGACGAUAUCAAGAAGGAUACGGAGGCCAUCGGCGUCGUUGUUACUCACAUCCACCGUGCAACGAAUAUCAAGAAGAUGGACGCAACCGGGUCGUCAGACCCAUACGUCGCGCUCACGUACUCGCGACUCGAGAAGCCGCUGUACUCGACGCGGAUCAUUAAAGGCGACCUCAACCCCGUGUUCGAAGAAACCGCAGUGCUGCUGGUCGACGUCAAUACUGUCAAGCUGCGCGAGAAGAUCAGCUUCCAGCUGUGGGACUCGGACCGCAUGAGCGUCGACGAUAUGAUGGGCUUCGUUGAAAUCGACCUCGUUGACCUCAUCCGGCACCGUGGCAAGCCCGCCCGGCGCGUCUCGCCGCUCGCCUCGCCCGACUCGCGCAACCGCCCAGGCUCGCUGGAGUACACGGUCGGGUACUAUGGCAAGUUACCCCCCAACAAGGCGCUCACGACGGACGGCACAGACCCGAACAUCCCCGACGACCUGCGCGGAAAAGAGGAGCUCAAGGACGCGAAGGCUGUCGCGCUCAAUGACAUCGAGGCCGCCGUGCUCGUCACCCCGCCCGAUCCUGAAUGGCAGAGCGGGAUAUUGAGCAUGCAGGUGCACGAGAUCAGGGAUCUGUCGGUGAAGACGAUGGGCAAAGAGCGGAAGGGCGGUAAAGGACGCGAAGGGGAGAAGGGCCAGGAUACGGGAGAGGAAACGGAGGAGGAGGACCAGGGGCUGCCAUCGUCUUACUGCAUUUUAUCACUGAAUGAUGAGCUCGUGUACGAGACACGGGUGAAGCCCAUCACGAGUUCACCAAUGUUCAAUGCCGGAACGGAGCGCUUCGUCAGGGACUGGCGGAAGGCCCACGUCGCAGUUACUGUCAUGGACUCGCGCAUGCGCGAGAGCGAUGCCGUCCUCGGCACUGUGUUCCUGAAGCUCACGGAAGUCUUCGUAAACGCUUCGGAGGUCACUCGCUUCUACUCGCUCGAGAAUGGUCUGGGCACGGGCCGCAUCCGAAUAUCUCUUCUAUUCCGCCCCCUCGAAGCCAAGCUUCCGCCCAGCCUCCUCGGCUUCGAUACCGGCACGCUCGACAUCUGCGCCAUCUCUGUUGAAAACGCUCCUGGAGACCUUGUGCAGUGUGAGGUCCGCCUGAAGACCACCACCGGCGAGGCCGAAGAAAAGGUCUCGUACAAAUCUGUCGAGCGAUGCGCCGGAAGCCUGGUCUGGUUGCCGACCAGCGAGACGAAGCUGCCUGUGCGCCAGCGGUACGCCGCAGCGCUCCUCGUCUCCUUCCGUGACAAGUCCGGAUUCAAGAGCUCUGGCCGCAAGGCCCUCGCCGUCCUUUGGCUCCGCGAUGUCGUCGACCGUGCUGAGGGCCCCGUCGAGUGUGCGCUGUGGCGCGCGAAGGGCGGCGACUAUUCGCGCCUCAAGUACAACUACGUCCCGCCCGACGGAGAUCUGUCGUACUGGGACAGCGACCGGGAGAAGGUCGAGAAAAUUGGUACGGUGCGUAUCGACAUGGCGUUCUGGCCUGGGGUCGGCGAGAAGCACUACGAGAUGCUCCACGAGGGCCGUGGGUCAAGGAAGCGCGCGUCGUGGGAUGAGUACGACCGCCAGAAGACGGGUGGGAUGCGGGACGAGGUGGGGGAGAUGAAUGUUCGAGUGCCCAAGCCGGACGACCAUAGCUCGAAGGAGAACAAUGCCACGAAGAAGACGGAGGAUCAGCAGAGCGAAGAGCAGAAGGACAAGACACUCACCGGGGGCCCGAUCAACGAUGCUCAUGGCGACAACGAGGACGCGAGAAAUGAUGCUAAGGGCGAGGGGUUGAACACUGCGGUGUCUGCUGACGAGGUUCAAGUUGUUUCUCCGGAUGGCAGUGAGGCGGGCGCGCAUGCGGCGGGCGCAGACGGAAACGAUAGCGAAGGCGAUUUUAACGACGACGACAAUGGAGAUGGUGGGGAGCGGCCACGGAAGCGCAGUCUGAUGGAGAAGGUGAAGGACUGGCGGCAGCACGAGAAGGAGCUACAUCGAGACCACCGGGGCAUCAUGCAGGCGAAGCCGGUGCGCACCGCAGAGUGGAUCAAGGACAAUGUGCAGGAUAGCGUGCAUAACGCCAAAGACCACUUCAAGAUGAAGACUAGGCAGCCGGACGUUGAGACGGAGGUGUGA
Dichomitus squalens LYAD-421 SS1 is the source of this 3504-nucleotide messenger RNA. RefSeq lists its product as uncharacterized. NCBI's taxonomy places the organism in Eukaryota, Fungi, Basidiomycota, Agaricomycetes, Polyporales, Polyporaceae. The record is from RefSeq and is a predicted model, not a curated record. The transcript has 11 exons. Bases 1 to 3504 code for a protein of 1167 amino acids.